UCCAUCCUUCCAUCCCUCCAUCUCCAGUUCUUCCUGCUGGAGGACAGAGGAGGUGUAGGAGGACAGAUGACACACAUGCUGUGUUGAUUUAACCGUGUUUCUGUUUCUCUGUGCGUGCUUCAUCUGGUCGCCAUGACAGCGGGGAGUCCCUCGGCCAAUCAGAGCCAGGCUCAGUGAAGGAAUGUCAAACGUUUAGGCAGACGCCUAAUGAUGCGUGACGCCUCUCCUCUCCUCCUCCUCAUCUCUGUGUCUCUGCCGCCGCCGGCAUUCGCUCCAGCAGCAGGAAGACAAAGCAGCUCCUGUUGCCAUAGAUGCUCAGCAGAUGUUCCUCCAUCUCUGAAAAUAAACUCACAGAAAAUACAGGAGGUUUACCCAGAAAGCCGCCCCAGAGGUCAGCACUGACCCCUGACCUCUGUGGACCAACCCAUCUGGACCAUCAGGGAGUUUAGUGAACAGAUAUCUGCUCUAUUAAUCCUGCAGAAGGUCCACCAUGAUGUUCUGUGGCGCUGCUGCAAGGACAGGCUGCAGUUAGGCCUCCUGACCAGCGGGGGCAGCAGUAAUCAAAACUCAGGAUGAGUGGUUCUGGCAGUGUUUUCGGCGGCGCCCCCCUGGACUCCAGGCCCCUCCCCUCCCUGGGGUCCGUCGCCGACGGCAGCCAUGGUUACCAUAGCAACAGCACAGCGUCCCCCUCCAACGCCUCGUCCUCCGUGAGGAGCCAGGUGGGACAGGUAGCGUACCACAGCCAGAGCACACCUGCUGCUGCGCCCUCCUCCUCUCAGGCUCCGCCCACCCAGCUGGCCACCCGGCUUCCUGAUUGGCUGGCCUCGGUGACAUCACUGAGCACCGCCAGGCCAGCCAGCAGCUCCACCCCAGCGCCAGACGCAGGUCGGUGUCAGCUGGUCCUGGAGCCUCAGUGCCACAUGCUGCCCUACAAUCAGACCUGGCUGUCCUCCUCCGUCGCCGUGGUGAAGAGUUCAGAGGUCGACAUGUUGCUAAGGUUCUUCAGCUACCUCAGCAGACUGUCCUGCUACAGACACAUCCUGCUGUUCGGCUGCUCGCUGGCGCUGCCCGAGUGCUUGGAGGCCGACGGGACCAACAGCAGGAAGGUGGUUCUGCCCUGCGCGUCGUUCUGUGAGGCGGCCAGGGAGGGCUGUGAACCCGUCCUGCAGAUGUUUAACGCCUCCUGGCCCGACUUCCUGCGAUGCUCACAGUUCAGUCAGAACGCCUCGUCGCCGUCGUCGCCCAUGGCAACCAGCGGCCUGACGCCUCCUGCCUGUUUCUCACCCCGUCAGAUCAAAGGAAAACCCUCUGUGUGCGGCGGGAAGGACAACUUCCUGUGUGCGACCGGAAUUUGUGUCCCUCAGAAACUGGUGUGCAACGGUUACAACGACUGUGACGACUGGAGCGACGAGACACACUGCGAAUGUCCUGAUGAAGAGUUUCGGUGCAACACGGGCCGCUGCCUGAGUCCGGUUCUGGUCUGUGAUGGUUAUGACGACUGUGGGGAUCUGAGCGACGAGCUGAACUGUGUGUGUGACCUGUCCCGGGAGCACCGCUGUGGGGACGGACGCUGCGUCUCCAGGGACUGGAUCUGCGACGGAGACCACGACUGCCUGGACAAAAGUGAUGAGACCAACUGCUCCUGUCGGAGCCAGGGCCUGCUGGAGUGCAGGAACGGUCAGUGCGUUCCCUCGGCUUUCCGCUGCGACGGCGAGGACGACUGCAAGGACGGCAGCGACGAAGAGCACUGCAGCCGGGAGCAGAACCCGGGUGGAUGCCUCCCCGCUCAGCCUGGCUGCAGUUCCUCUUCCUGUCCAGCGUGUGGAGCCGGUACCGUUGCCUGUGACCCCCGGAGCAACAACUGUUCGCGCUGUGAGCCCAUCACCCUGGAGCUGUGCAUGAACCUGCCCUACAACCAGACCAGCUUCCCGAACUUCCUGGGCCACCUGUCCCAGAGAGAGAGCUCUGUGUCCUGGGAGUCGUCCCUGUUCCCGGCGCUGGUCCAGACCGGCUGCUACCAGUACCUCAUGUUCUACGCCUGCACCCUCCUGGUCCCUAAGUGUGACCCGCUCAGCCUGCAGAAGGUCCCGCCCUGCAGGUCGCUGUGCCGCAUUGCCAAGGAGAAAUGUGAGUCGGUGCUCGGCAUUGUGGGUCUGCAGUGGCCUGAGGACUCCGACUGCAGCCAGUUCCCAGAGGACGGAGGGAACUCCACCUGCCUGCUGCCAGAGGACGGAGUCGACGAGUGCUCCCCCAGCCACUUCAAGUGCCGGUCCGGCCGCUGCGUCCUGGCGACCAAACGCUGCGAUGGACACCUGGACUGUGACGACCACAGCGACGAGGACAACUGUGGCUGCUCUGAGCGCGCUCUGUGGGAGUGUCCCGGCAGCACGCUCUGCAUCAAGCCCUCCAUGAUCUGUGACGGGUUCCCAGACUGCCCCCUGCAGGUGGACGAAGCCAACUGCUCGGUCUGCAGGGACAACGAACUGGCCUGUAACAACCACCAGUGUGUCCACCGCACCCUGUGGUGUGACGGGAGGAGGCACUGCUCUGACAGCUCCGAUGAGUGGAACUGUGUCUCCCUGUCGGAUCGGUCCGGUUCUGUUCUGACCGUGUUUAAGACGGCAGCGGAGUACCAGGUGUGUGCCGACGAGUGGAACCCGGAGCUGAGCAGACUGACCUGCGAGCAGCUGGGACUAGGGGCCCCCUCCUCGGUUUCCAUGGUACCCGACCAGCCUGCAGCACCGGGCCGUCGCCGUUGGUUACACGUCCAUCCAGAGUGGAACCUCAGAAACGGUUCUGCCCUGCAGGCCCGACUGGAGAAGAGAAGCCACGCCUGCCACUCCAGGAGGAGAGUUUCGGUCCGAUGCUCCAGAGCAGAGUGCGGUCUGCGUCCAGCCCUCCGUCCUCACAGGAAGAAGCGGAUCCUGGGGGGCCGGGUGUCCAGGCGUGGGGCGUGGCCCUGGCAGUGCUCGCUGCAGAGCGGUCAGAGCGGACACGUGUGCGGCUGCGUCCUCAUCGCCCGGCGCUGGGCUCUGACGGUGGCUCACUGCUUCGAGGGGAGGGAGAAUGCAGAGCUGUGGAAGGUGGUUCUGGGCCUGACCAACCUGGACCACCCCGGCGCCCACAGUCAGACCCGCAGCGUUCGCUCCAUCGUCGUCCACCCGCGCUACAACCGGGCGGUGGUGGACUACGACAUCAGCGUGGUGCAGCUGGACUCUGAGGUGGAGGAGACGGCCCACGUCAGGCCGGUGUGUCUGCCCCGGCCGGGGCAGCUGCCGACGCCGGAUUCCUACUGCUACAUCACCGGCUGGGGUCACAUGGGCAACCGGAUGCCCUUUAAGCUGCAGGAAGGCGAGGUCCGCAUCAUCUCCAUGGCGCAGUGCCAGUCCUACUUCGACAUGAAGACCAUAACUCCCAGGAUGCUUUGCGCCGGCUACGAAGCAGGAACCGUGGACUCCUGCAUGGGCGACAGCGGCGGCCCGCUGGUGUGUGAGGAAGAGGAGGGUGAGGGCUGGACGCUCUUCGGCCUGACGUCCUGGGGCAGCGUCUGCUUCAGCAAGGUGCUGGGGCCCGGCGUCUACAGCAACGUGACCCACUUCACGGCCUGGAUCCAGCAGCAGAUCUACGUCCACAGCUUCCUGCCCGACUGACGCCGGCAGGAAGUGAUGUCACUGACUGUGCCUGACCCACCAGAACCUCUGCAUCCGCCCCACUGGACCUCCUCACACAUGAACAUUCAUGUUUUCAUUCCAACCAGAUGGGUCCCACUUCUUUUAUUUUCAAAUUAAGAGCGUUUUCCCCGUUCAAAGCUGCGUUUGAGUCACAAAAACAUCCUGAAGGUUUUUAUUAAUCAUGUUUGUUGUGUUUCUGCUGCCGAAACAUUUUGUUUCCAGGAAAAGUUUCAGUCAAAAUCUUUAUUUUUAUAAAUGUUUAAAGUCCAGCAUCAACGUCUCUGUGGCGUUUAAACAGUAAAUUAUUUAAAACAAACUCAGAGGGAAAAGCCUCCAUUUACACCUUGAGGAUCUUUUAAUCAAACUUUUUCUUUUGAUAUAGAUUUAAUAAGAUUUUAUUUCUGUUUAGAUUAAAAUGAUGUUUCCAGAAAAUAUCAAGUGAUCAGAAACGACUUCCUGUCUCCUCCAACUCGUGUUCCUGAAAUUUUCUCCAUUUCAGGUUGUUUGUUGAAACCUGACUGUAACUGAACAACAUUAAUCACUGAGGACUCAACUUCCCACAAUGCUUCACUCUGCAGUGAGGCAACCAAAGCUCAACCAUCCUGUUGAUUAAUAAAAAUCAACAACAUUUCUAACUUAAAAAUUGUUUUGAAAAUCAUGUGAAUAUUUGAUGAUUUUAGCUAAUUAAGCAUCUUUACAUAAACACAGAGACAUUUAAACGGUUAUGAAUGAAACGACAGGCAGAAACAUUGAAAAUCUUCCUACACAAUCAUGUUAAUAUGGUUUAUCUAAAAUAUUCAUAUUUUAUCAUAUAACCAAGAGCAAAAAGACAGUAAAACCUGUUUAUUAGUAACAUAAUAUAUAAGGAGAAAUGUAAACAAAUAUUAAUAAAUUAGCUAAUUAUUGCAGUAAAAUCAUAUUUUUCUGUAUUUCAUUUAUAAAUAUAUCACUAACAUGAAAACGUUUCUCUGUGAUGUGAAGCACAGAUGUAGCACACUGACGCCAUAUUUCUGUUUUAUAUGAAGGCUAGCUCUGUUAGCGUAGCUCUGUUAGCACUAGCUGUGUUAGUACUAGCUCUGUUUGCACUAGCUCUGGUAGUGUUAGCUUUGUUAGCAUUAGUUCUGUUAGCACUAGUUAUGUUAGCAUUAGCUCUGUCAGUGUAGCUCUGUUAGCAUAGCUCUGUUAGCACUAACUCUGUUAGUGUUAGCUCUGUUAGCAGAGUUAGUGUUAACUCUGUUAGCACUAGUUCUGUUAGUGUUAGCUCUGUUAGCGUGGUUCUGUUAGCCCUAGCUCUGUUAGCAUCAGUUCUGUUAGCAGUAGCUGUGUUAGCAGUAGCUGUGUUUGUGUAGCUUUGUUAAAACCAACAGAUUGAUUUUAUUCAUAAUCAUUAAUUAAGGUUUAAUGUGUUCACAAACAGAAUAACUAAAUGAAAAUGAACACCAUGUUUUAUUUUAUCUGAGCGUUAGCAUUUAAUGCAACUAGCUUGAUGCUAAUAAUUUGUUUUAGCAAUAUAAAUUGACUCAUCUUUACAUUUUCAUUUAAAACAUCUUCAGUCGUAAAGCCAGAAGUUGUAACAGUUUAAAACGGCACAAUUUAUUAUUUUUGGCACAAAUUAACCCAAAUAAAGGAGAUCAGUGUGUUUAUCUGACUGACGAUUAAAAUAAUCAUUUUUAGUUACAAAUACUUAAAGCAGUUAAAGGCAUGUUUGCUGUAAACAGUUUGGUGAUAAAAUCAGACGUGAAAACAGCUGAACUGCUGCUGAUGAAGUUUAGUUUUAGUUUGUUCUGGUAAAUAUUCAUCGUUUUGCUGAAUCCAUGUUUUAGUUUCCAGACUUGUUAAAGUUUUGGGUUCUGGACUCGACUGGAUGCUGAAUGUUUCUGACCAACCAGAACAACCAGAACAUUCCUCUGCUGUUUGGGUUUCUUCAGGUGUUUCCUACAGCUUUUUGUAAGUUGAGCUUCUCACAGGUCUGUGUGUGUGUGUGUGUGUGUGUGUGUGUGUGUGUGUGUGU
Molecule: messenger RNA, 5682 nt
Organism: Poecilia latipinna (sailfin molly)
Lineage: Eukaryota; Metazoa; Chordata; Actinopteri; Cyprinodontiformes; Poeciliidae
Gene: corin
Product: corin, serine peptidase
Exons: 24
Coding region: 573-3650 (1025 amino acids)
Biological process (GO): proteolysis
Cellular component (GO): membrane
Molecular function (GO): protein binding; serine-type endopeptidase activity
Source: RefSeq, a predicted model, not a curated record